This is a messenger RNA of Drosophila willistoni, 1112 nucleotides long. Its product is annotated as esterase CG5412. Bases 98 to 940 code for a protein of 280 amino acids. The record is from RefSeq and is a predicted model, not a curated record. Gene Ontology annotation, cellular component: cytoplasm; nucleus. The transcript has 2 exons. Gene Ontology annotation, biological process: response to retinoic acid. NCBI's taxonomy places the organism in Eukaryota, Metazoa, Arthropoda, Insecta, Diptera, Drosophilidae.
GCUGCCACCUUUUUGUACUAUUAACCUUAAACAUAAACAUUUAAGAGGCUUUUUAUUUAAUUUAUGCAUUAAUCACCAAGUAAAUGUCUUCUGCACAAUGACAAACAAUGAAUCGAUGUCAGAACCAGCCAGUUCCAGCCGCCCCGGCUCCAGCAAACAGCAACAACAACCGAAUUUGGAGAUAACUGAAAAAGUGCGUGUUCUUUGCCUGCAUGGCUAUCGUCAAGAUGCGGAUGCGUUUAAAAGCAAAAUUGGAUCAUUCCGGAAAUUCGCCUCAAAAUAUGCCGAUUUUGUGUUCAUUACGGCACCACACGUAGCACCACCCUUAGAAGCUAAUGCCGAGCCUGUCCAGGAGCAACGUAGCUGGUGGGCCAACAAGGACGAUGGAACAUUCAAAGGCACCAACAAGGGUGGACCGGCUUUUGGCUACCAAGAGAGUUUGCGAUUGGUUGAAGAUGUUUGGAAGACACAAGGCCCAUUCCAGGGCCUCUUGGGAUUCUCACAAGGUGCCUGCUUUGUGGGUUUGAUUUGCGGUCUGGCCAAAAAGAAAUUGACCUCCAUCCGUCCGGAAUUUGCAGUACUCGCUUCAGGCUUUAUAUCUGGCAGUUUGGUGCAUAUGAGCGCCUACGAGGAGCGUAUCAGCAUACCUGCCUUGCAUGUCUAUGGCCUGACGGAUGAGAUCAUACCCAAGGAGAUGAGUCAAGCUCUGGCCAACCAUUUUAAAAACGUCGAUAUUUUGGAGCAUGACGGUGGUCAUUAUUUCCCAGCCAAGGCCCAACAGAAACAAACCUAUAUAAAUUUCUUUCAAGACCGCCUCCAGGAAUAUCUUGAACAACAGGAACUGCAACAGAGCGGCAAUGCAUCCUUUGUGGACAGCGCCGAUGGCGAGGAUGAGGCCAAUGAUGCCGAAGUGGCUGCUGUUAUGGAUGACAGUGAUUAGAUUAGUCUUUUUUUUUUGGUUUUUCGCAAUCUUCGUUUCGUUUUCAUCUUAUUUUCAUUUUUCGUUUUGUUUUUUUUCUUUUUGUUUUUUUUUAAUAAUAAUAAUUAAAUUCUUAUUAUUACAAAAAUAAUAAUUUGAUUAUAAAUUAUAAUAAAAUUAGUUUCCAAUAUAA